This is a messenger RNA of Mytilus trossulus (common blue mussel), 774 nucleotides long. RefSeq lists its product as uncharacterized. The coding region runs from base 1 to 774 and encodes 257 amino acids. The transcript is spliced from 3 exons. The record is from RefSeq and is a predicted model, not a curated record. NCBI's taxonomy places the organism in Eukaryota, Metazoa, Mollusca, Bivalvia, Mytilida, Mytilidae.
AUGGAACACUGCAAACAUUAUUCAGCAAAAGACAAUGCAUCUAACUGUUAUCCAGAUAAUGAGACUGUGGGUGAACUACCAAUUAUGAAUUAUCCCGACCAGAAAACAUAUACUUACGAAGUAUAUAAGAAGACGGUAAAUAGAUUUUGGGAUGAUCCAGGAUGUAUACUAAGUGUUAUGCCGAUGCAGCGUAAAAGAAGAGGGAAAAUAAAAUGGAUUGAUUCUAUGAAUAAAAAGACUUGUAGCCAGUUAUGUGCAAAUACUACCAAAAUGAAACAUAAACGAACAAAUGUUUUGUUGAAAAUAACUGACCAGCAUGCACGAUUUUUUAUUCAUUCAAAACUAGUUGGAGACAACAUUUUUCUUUCACAAAGAGAAGUGAAUAUCAGUAAAGAAUUCUCAGGAGAGGUAGAAUCAUUGUUUAAUAAUCACAGGAAAAAAAAUACGUCGAAAAGGACUUUACUCAAAAAACCAAAACAAAAAACACUGUUAAACGUAAAUACAGCAGAGAAAUACAUCUUUGAAAAUGUGGAGCACAGAAUUCCUUUGCGUAUCAAUAUGACUAAGAUGAAACCAAUAGUAAUUUUUGUCAGGACCAGAUGUGUCGAAAGUUUUAUCAAUGACAUAUGUGAUGCAUUGAAAAUUGCAAAGAAUAAUAUUAUGGUUUCGUUUUAUGGUCGACUAGUUUGUUCUUCAGUAUUAAAACGGAUUCAACCAAAUGACGACGUCACCAUCCUUAUGAAAGUUAAAGGAGGAAUGAUGGGUAAAUAUUAG